CGACAUCACCACUGAAGAAUAAAUUACUCCCUACCCGUCAUCCACUACUGCGAAAGACCACGUUCCUAGAACCCGCUUUGACUUUUGCAUUUCUUUUUUUCCGUUUGACAUGCAUUCAGCAAAUCUGCUGCGGUGACUUCAUUAUUGCCGCUCUCUCACUCGUCCUGCCGCCAUCAGAUAAUUUGCCUCUGUGGCCUCGGCCAAGCCAAUGUCGGCUUUUGACUUGCAAUCACCACAAUCAGACGGCUUUGUCACGGAUCCCAAUGUCCACGCUGGAUUAUCUUUGGAACAGGCGUACGAUAGGAUGGCGGGCACCAAUGCGCCCCCUGCGAAGGUAACGAAGCCUUCGGAUACGUCUUCCGAUGAAGUUCCCGUUUCCAUCGGACAAAAGAUGGUCUCUGCAGUAUCAGGCAGUCUUCUGACCUCAUUACUAGUGACUCCCUUGGACGUUGUCCGUGUCCGUUUACAGUCACAGAUGACUCCCUCCCCAAUCACCACUCUCCGAAAUCUCUCUCACAUUGACCUCCCCUCAUCAUCAAACAAACUCCCGCCAAAUCUGGGUGUCACUGCCUGCUGCCGAGAAGUCUUCUGGAUAAACAACAAUACGCAGUUCUGUUUGGCCGGACCAAGCGUAGAAAGUGUAAAGGCCGCCGCCGCUGAUUGCGCGGUCGAAGACGUUCAACGCAAGACUUUCACGUCCACCUUUGACGGACUCAAAAAGAUAGCUCGCAAUGAGGGCAUCACGACCCUCUGGAGAGGCUUGAGCCCGACAUUGCUCAUGGCAAUACCCGCCAAUGUCAUCUAUUUUACCGGCUAUGAUUCUCUCAGAUUCUCCAAGCACAGUCCUCUACGAAAUCGCGUUUCCGAACCAUACCUUCCCCUGGUAGCAGGAAGUGUUGCUCGCAUUGGCGCAGCCUUUGCUGUUAGCCCGAUUGAGAUGUUCCGAACCAGAUUACAGGCCACUCCUUCAGAUUCGACAACGAACCACUUUCGCGAAACGAUCAAAAGCCUUAGUGAGAUGGUACACAGGCAAGGCUAUGGCUCGCUGUGGAGAGGAGUUGUGUUAACUCUUUGGCGUGAUGUGCCGUUUUCUGGUCUUUAUUGGUGGGGAUAUGAAGCGGUUCGUAAGGAACUGGUCGCAAUGCGCGAACAAUCCAGGGGACAUGAGGUCGAGAGUCUCGGAUCACCCUUGCAAGCCCAUUUCCCCACGCAGAGUCAGGAGAACCAUACUGCCACCUUUGUUGACAGCUUCAUUGCUGGUGCGGCGUCUGGUGCAUUUGCCGCGCUCAUCACAACGCCAUUUGAUGUGGGCAAGACGAGACAGCAGGUCCUUCGACAUACUGGAGACGCUGCAACCACUGCUGCAUCCAAUGCUGUACGCCCAGAGGAACUUCCAAUGCUCAAGUUUUUGUGGCAUAUUUUCAGAGAAGAAGGCGCGGGGGCUCUGUUUAGAGGUUGGAUGCCACGCUGCCUGAAGGUGGCGCCUUCAUGUGCCAUCAUGAUAAGCAGUUACGAGAUCAGCAAGCGCAUUGCGCGGGAUAUCAAUGAACGGCGGGAGGAACGAAACAACCUCUAAAUAGCACGCUACGGCUGCUCUUUGAGGUCCAAAUUUAUUAAUAUCUUCUUUUUUUUUCAUCUUCCACUUUGCCCUUUUUUUGCAUUUGCGGAUACAACGACGCUUUCAUAUUCAUAUUGUACUUUAAUCAUUGGCGCGGCGUUGGUUGGAAUCGUUUUUAAUUCUCUUUUCGAGAUAUCUCUUCGUUUUAUCUGUCUCUACUCACGGGCUUGUAAGAUAGGAAUGGAAAAAGGAUAGAUGGCGAAGGGACAAUCAUGCAUCUCACGAUGUUUAUUUACGUCAUUUGUGUCUUUGAGGACUAAUAAUUUGCAAAAAGAUAAAAGUAUCAUUAAAUAUCCCUCAAAUUUCUAUUAGCACGC
Xylona heveae TC161 is the source of this 1935-nucleotide messenger RNA. Its product is annotated as mitochondrial carrier. The record is from RefSeq and is a predicted model, not a curated record. The coding region runs from base 209 to 1576 and encodes 455 amino acids. Gene Ontology annotation, biological process: mitochondrial transmembrane transport. The transcript is spliced from 2 exons. Lineage: Eukaryota; Fungi; Ascomycota; Xylonomycetes; Xylonales; Xylonaceae.